AGGGACGCAUCGCCGCCGCCGCCAUGGACAGUAGCACCUGGAGCCCCGCGACCGCCACCACUGCCGCGCCCCUCGCGUCACACGAGCGCAUCCGCAAUGCGGCCGACAUCUCUGUCAUCGUCAUCUACUUUGUGGUGGUGAUGGCUGUCGGGCUGUGGGCGAUGUUUUCCACUAAUCGUGGGACCGUUGGAGGCUUCUUCCUGGCAGGACGAAAUAUGGUGUGGUGGCCGAUUGGAGCCUCUCUCUUUGCCAGUAACAUUGGAAGCGGCCACUUUGUGGGGCUGGCGGGGUCAGGAGCAGCUUCAGGCAUCGCCAUGGGGGGCUUUGAAUGGAAUGCCCUGAUUAUGGUGGUUGUGCUGGGCUGGGUGUUUGUCCCCAUUUACAUUAAGGCUGGGGUGGUGACGAUGCCAGAGUACCUGAGGAAGCGAUUUGGAGGCCAGCGGAUCCAAGUCUACCUCUCUCUUCUGUCCCUGUUGCUCUACAUUUUCACCAAGAUCUCGGCAGACAUCUUCUCUGGGGCUAUGUUUAUUAACAUGGCCUUGGGCCUGGAUCUGUACCUGGCCAUCUUUCUCUUAUUGGUAGUCACUGGCAUUUACACAAUCACAGGGGGCCUGGCGGCUGUGAUUUACACGGAUACCCUGCAGACCGCAAUCAUGCUGGUGGGGUCUAUUAUCCUGACUGCAUUCGCUUUUCACGAAGUGGGAGGGUAUGAAGCCUUCAUGACAAAGUACAUGAAAGCUAUUCCAACCCUGAUUUCUGAUGGAAACGUCACCAUCAAGGAAGAAUGUUACACCCCAAGGGCCGAUUCCUUCCACAUCUUCCGAGAUCCCCUCACGGGAGACCUGCCAUGGCCUGGGAUCAUCUUUGGGCUGAGCGUCCUCACCCUGUGGUACUGGUGCACAGAUCAGGUCAUUGUGCAACGCUGCCUCUCAGCCAAAAACAUGUCUCACGUGAAGGCUGGCUGUAUCAUGUGUGGGUACAUGAAGCUGCUGCCCAUGUUCCUCAUGGUGAUGACGGGAAUGCUCAGCCGCAUCCUGUACACAGAAAGAGUGGCCUGUGUCCUCCCCUCGGAAUGUGAGAAAUAUUGUGGCAUCAGCCUUGGCUGUAGCAACAUUGCCUACCCAACCUUGGUGAUAGAGCUCAUGCCCAACGGACUGCGAGGCCUGAUGCUGUCAGUCAUGUUGGCCUCUCUCAUGAGCUCCCUGACCUCCAUCUUCAACAGCUCUAGCACCCUCUUCACCAUGGACAUCUACACCAAGAUCCGGAAGAGAGCAUCUGAGAAAGAGCUCAUGAUUGUAGGAAGGUUGUUCAUCCUGGUGCUGAUUGGUGUCAGCAUCGCCUGGGUGCCCAUUGUGCAGUCAGGACAAAGUGGGCAGCUCUUCGAUUACAUCCAGUCCGUCACCAGUUACUUGGGACCACCCAUCGCAGCUGUUUUCCUGCUUGCUGUUUUCUGGAAGAGAACCACUGAGCCAGGAGCCUUUUGGGGACUGAUCUUAGGAUUUCUGGUUGGGCUGGCCCGUAUGAUUACUGAAUUUGCCUAUGGAACCGGGAGCUGCAUGGAGCCCAGCAACUGCCCCACGAUUAUCUGUGGUGUGCACUACUUGUACUUUGCCAUCAUCCUGUUUGCCAUUUCUUUCAUCACCAUUGUGGUUGUCUCCCUCUUCACCAAGCCUAUUCCAGAUGUGCAUCUCUACCGCCUGUGUUGGAGCCUGCGCAAUAGCAAAGAGGAACGUAUUGACUUGGAUGCAGAAGAGGAGACUAUCCAAGAAGCCCCGGAGGAGAGCAUUGAAAUAGAAGUUCCUGAGAAGAAAAAAGGAUGGUUCAAGAGGGCCUAUGACCUGUUUUGUGGCCUGGAUCAGCAGAAAGGCCCCAAGAUGACAAAGGAAGAGGAGGCAGCCAUGAAGCUGAAGAUGACAGACACCUCCGAGAAACCUUUGUGGCGGACAGUAGUGAACAUCAAUGGCGUCAUCUUGCUGACUGUGGCCGUCUUCUGCCACGCAUAUUUUGCCUGA
Messenger RNA from Diceros bicornis minor, 2012 nucleotides. RefSeq names its product solute carrier family 5 member 1 (gene SLC5A1). Gene Ontology annotation, biological process: transmembrane transport; sodium ion transport. NCBI's taxonomy places the organism in Eukaryota, Metazoa, Chordata, Mammalia, Perissodactyla, Rhinocerotidae. Bases 24 to 2012 code for a protein of 662 amino acids. Gene Ontology annotation, molecular function: D-glucose:sodium symporter activity. The record is from RefSeq and is a predicted model, not a curated record. The transcript is spliced from 15 exons. Gene Ontology annotation, cellular component: plasma membrane.